Messenger RNA from Colletotrichum graminicola M1.001, 1077 nucleotides. RefSeq names its product D-isomer specific 2-hydroxyacid dehydrogenase. The record is from RefSeq and is a predicted model, not a curated record. The transcript is spliced from 3 exons. Bases 1 to 1077 code for a protein of 358 amino acids. Lineage: Eukaryota; Fungi; Ascomycota; Sordariomycetes; Glomerellales; Glomerellaceae. Gene Ontology annotation, molecular function: NAD binding; oxidoreductase activity, acting on the CH-OH group of donors, NAD or NADP as acceptor.
AUGGCGACCGACCCCGCAACCGAAGUGAAGAAGCCGGCCCGGCUGCCCUCGCCGACGCACCACGUCAUCGUCAAGCUCGAGACGAUACACGUGGCCCUCCCCGACGUCGACAUGGGCUCCGUGACGCACGAGGUCAUCGGCUACGAGUACACGCGGCCCUCGGAGGCCGGUGUCGUGGCCGCGAGGGCGUGGCCCGCGAGCGUGCUCAUCACGACGACUGUGCCAGUCAACAAGGACACGCUCGGGGAGGCACCAUACCUGAAGUGCGUCAUCACAGAGACGACGGGGACGGAUCACAUUGAUCUGGAGGAGUGCAGACGGCGCGGGAUCACCGUCAUGUACUCUCCCCACGCGACGGUCGAGGCCGUGUCCGAGCACGCCCUUGGCCUGUACUUCUCUGCACGCAGGCGUCUCGUCACCCUGCAUAACACAAUGAUGGACCACGACCGCGCGCGCACAAACCCCUGGCGCGCCAAGGGAAGCAUGUCCUCCCUCCUCUUCGACGCCGAGGGCCGCCCGCCGCACACCUGCGGUAACGAGGUUGCGGGCGUGAUCGGCUACGGGCCUAUCGGGCAGCGCCUUGCCAAGCUGUGCGGCGCGCUGGGCAUGGAGGUCCUCGUUGCCGCACGCAAGGACGCCGCCGCCGCCGCCGCCAUCCCCCGUGUCCCCUUCGACGAGGUCCUCCGCCGAGCCACGGUGCUCUUCCUCGUCGUGCCCCUGACGCCGGACACGAGAGACCUCAUCUCGGGGCGGGAGCUGGCGCUGAUGCGUUCCGACGCCGUGGUGGUCAACGUCGGGCGCGGCGGGACCGUCAACGAGGCAGCGCUACUGGCGGCGCUCAGAGCCGGCGGGAUCGCGGGCGCAGCGACCGACGUGUUCGAGGUCGAGCCGGCGGGCAGCGGACGGGACAGCGUACUGCUGGGUGAGGACGCGCGGGGCGUCAACCUGACGCUGACGCCGCACCUCGCGUGGUGCGCUGAUCAGACAAGGGUGAACAUCCGGAGGGUGGUGGGGGAGAACAUUACUCUAUUCGCGAGGGGUGAGAAGGGGAAUAACGUCAUGCUGGAUAUGAGGUGA